Messenger RNA from Electrophorus electricus (electric eel), 3525 nucleotides. RefSeq names its product leucine rich repeat and coiled-coil centrosomal protein 1 (gene lrrcc1). Lineage: Eukaryota; Metazoa; Chordata; Actinopteri; Gymnotiformes; Gymnotidae. Gene Ontology annotation, molecular function: protein binding. The record is from RefSeq and is a predicted model, not a curated record. Gene Ontology annotation, cellular component: cytoplasm; centrosome.
UGAGUGGGUUGUUUAAUUGUCAAAGCUCUUGACGGCUCAUUAAACGAUAUUUAUCAGAGCAGGCAGGUAGCAAACAGGCCAUGGCCGUUGGAGAGCUCUGUUUGAUAGAUAAAGGAAUCUCAAGUUUAUUAGAAGUUCCACUGAAGUCCAACAUCACAUCCUUAAAUCUCCACUGUAAUCGACUGGCAAAGAUUGAAGGUUUGACAGCCGCAUGGCACAUAAGACAUCUGGAUCUUUCGUCCAAUCACAUUUCUCGUAUUGAGGGGCUUGGUUCCCUUUCUUCAUUGCGCACUUUAAACUUGUCUUGCAACAACAUCACCAAGGUGGAAGGUCUCAAUGGUCUCUUAAACCUCACAAGGCUCAACUUAGCCUACAAUCAAAUAAAUGACCUCACUGGCUUCUUGUAUCUGCAUGGGGCUGAAUAUAAACUGAAACACAUCCAGCUUCACAGCAACCAUGUAGACAGCAUGACCCAUCUACUGCAGUGUCUGGUGGGUCUGCACAGUCUACGAGAUGUCACUCUCAACAGGGAUGGUGCAGAUAAUCCAGUGUGUACGCUGCCAGGCUACAGGGAGAUGGUUCUGCAGUCCCUGCAUCAAGUCUCCACUCUGGAUGGAGACAGUCGUCUGGGUAACCACUCUCCUUUAGGCGAGGAGAGCCCAAUGGAUAUCCCUGGACUGGAAGACUUUCUUGAAUUUUUGAUCACCACAGGCAGUAGUACCAGCGAAGAGCCGGUCCAGCCAGAUGCUCCUGUCCCCACUCCCCGGAUUGAUGAGGUUCUGACCCAGUUUCGGCAUCGUGGUAGAGCUUUGGGGAUUGCUGAUAAAUCACAGCCCAGCCCACACAGAUUGAACUCAGCCUCAGGAAGCCAGGCAAAUGAACUCCGCAUUAAGAAACUGGAGCAGCAGAUGACCCAGCUGUACCGCAAGGCCUCAACAGGUGAUGGCUGUGGUACGAUCUCUGCUGUCCAGACUGUGGUAAGGAAAGCAAAAAGAGACACUGAUCAGACAUCAGAGAGUGAAUGUGACAGCGCAAAAGAAAACCGAGUGCACUCCGGAAUCCCUUGUCCCAGAAGUACAAUGGGGAAGAAGGUGGUAAAACACCCCAAACACAAGGGAUCUGACAGUGAAGCAGACACACAAAAGCGAGGGACCUCAAAGCUCCCUGCUGGUUCUCGGCCGAGAGCAGCUGUCCAGGACCGGGGGCCUGCAGCCCGAGCUGCCCCAGUGAAGAGAGGUCUCAGGGCAGGCCAUGCCACUCCUGACAAAGAGCCCAAUCAAACCGAGGAGGAAACUUACAGGGCCAUAGUGGAGGAGCGGGACCAGGAACGGGAACGGCGCUGGAAAGCUGAGCAGGCUGUGAGGAAGCUUACAAACCAGGUGAAGUGCCUGCAGACGCGUGCCAACGAGGAGAAGGAGCUCCAGAACCUGGCACUACACACAACUGACAGGCUGAAGGAGUUGUUGCUGAAGGAGCGCUCAGACCGGGCGGAGCUGCAGGCUCGGGUGGAGGAGCUGGAGCAAAGGUGCAGGACUUUGGCAGAGCAGGUGGAGCAGCUUCGCAACCAGGAGGACCUACACAAGAGGGCACUGUGCAGUCUGGAACAGAGUGUGUCACAGGAAGAGGCCCACAGGGCUUCACAGCAGGCCGAGGCGGCAAAGAAGAAACAAGAGCUGGAAAACAGGAGCGCCGUCCUGAAGAGAGAGGUGGAAAUCCUCCGUGUGUCUGUGCAGCAGUACAAAGAUAAGCUGCAGCAGCUGCACGAGCUGCUGACUGCCAGGGAGGAGGCACACAGGAAGGAGCUGAGCUCACGACUGCUCCCUGGCGGGCCAGAGUUCCAGGAGGCCGUGGGGAGGGAGGUGGCGGCCGCCCAGCAGAGGCAGGCCGAGAGAUGUGCUGGGGCAGAGCAGAAACUGGCCGAUGCCCGGCUCCAGUACGCCGCCCUAGAGGAUGAGUUCCGUAUGGCUCUUACCAUCGAAGCAAAACGCUUCUCGGAGGUGAAGGAAGGCUUUGAGCUUGUAUCUGCUGAACUCAUGGAGGUGAAGACCACUCUGAAUGAGUGUCAGCUGAGAGAAAAGCAGUCAGGCUCUCUGGUGCAGGAGCUCACAGCUAUGGUGAAGGAGCAGAAAGCGCGCAUAGCUGACCUCAUCAAAGCAAAACAUGAUGCUGUAACAGAAUUAAAGGCACGAGUGCGGACACUCGAGGCAAGGGCUGAAGAAGACAGACGUCUGAGCGUGCAGCUGGAACUCCUGAAAAAGGACAAGUCAAAGCUGAUCUCUCAGCUCACUGCACAGGAGUCAGUCAUAGAAGGGCUCCGGGCGGAGAGGAGGAUCUGGGGGCAGGAGCUAGCCCAGCAAGGAGCUUCACUUGCCCAGGACCGAGGUCGCCUAGAGGCCAAGAUUGAGAUCCUGAAUACUGAGCUGGAGUCCCAGAAGAAACAGAAUGAGAGGGACAACAAUGCGCUGAGGAUCAAAGCGAAAAUAGUUGAUGAUCAGACGGAUACGAUCCGGAAGCUAAAAGAGGCUGUGCAGGAACGCGACGAACAACUCCGUGCUGUGCGGGAGGAGAAUCUCCAGGCCCAGAGGAGACUGCAGCAGCGGCUGGAUGAGGAAGCAGCCUCAUCAGCCGAUCUCCGAGACGCAGUGGAGAAACUCGGCUGCAGGAAGGAGGAGCUCAAACAGCAGCUCCUUGACAAAGAGGCAGAGAUGGACGAGCUCAGAGAAGCUUACAGCACCGCAAGCCGCAAGUGGCAGGACAAGGCUGAUCUUCUCACCAGGCUGGAGAACCAGGUGAAGCGGAUGAAGGAGAGCUUUGAUACCAAGGAGCGAGCGCUACAGGAGGAACGGGACAAAGCUGCUCAGGCUCACAAGGCAGCUGUGGAGAAGCUUCACUGCGUGGAUGAUGCCUUCCGUCGACAACUGGAGUCAAUACAGGCUUCCCAUCAGGCUGAACUGUUACAGCUGGCUAAUGAAAAACAGAAACAACUAGAACAAGCCAAUCUGAGGGUACUCCAGGUGGAAGACGAGAUGAGGCAGCUGCUCCAGGAAGCGGAGGGCAACAAAAGAGCGAUGGAGGAGAAAAUGCGGCGUCUCACCAGUGUGCUCAGAGACUUCUAACCACAUACCAACAUAACCAACAAACGCUAUUUCAAAAUACACUCAGAAGUGCCUUGUCUUUUAGUCACAGUUGAAGUGUGUGUAUAUAGUACUUUGGUAUUUAUUUACAUUACAUGAUUUAUUUAGCUUUGUCACAGUGUACGUAAUGUUGAUCAGUAGGAGAAGCUUCUCUUGAGCUUUGACUCGAGGACGCUUGGGGUUGGGUCACUUGCGAACCGGUAUAAAUUGUUGGCUUUGUUAUAAAGUUCGUAAGAUAUUUGGAUACUGGCCAUAUUUUGCUUUUAGGGUCCUUUUAAGAUCAUAAACGAACACUCGUUUUACCUCCUUGGUAUAAUAAGGAGAUAGGUGUAUUUUGUUUUGUAAUUUAUUUUGUCAUUUUCGACUGAAAAUAAAUGAUCAUAAAAGUUAA